Messenger RNA from Peniophora sp. CBMAI 1063, 2730 nucleotides. Lineage: Eukaryota; Fungi; Basidiomycota; Agaricomycetes; Russulales; Peniophoraceae. The record is from the annotation of a GenBank genome assembly.
AUGUCUUCCUCACUUAACAUCGACCAAUACACCGACAAGGCUCAGCAGACUUUGCAAGCCGCCAUUCAGCUUGCGCGCGACUAUGCCAACUCGCAGGUCGUCCCGGCACACAUCGCCUUCGCACUCCUGAACGAGGGUGCGUCUGCUGAUGGCCAACCUGCGAACGCCGCGCAGGCACCAUUAUUCGCCUCUGUUAUCAACAAAGCCGGCGGUGAACCAAACAUCGUCAAGCGCGCUCUGCAGAAGAUCAUCGUCCGCCAACCCACGCAGGAUCCUCCACCAGAAGACGUUUCAUUAUCGCGCGAUGCCUUCUCUGUCCUGCGCGAGGCCCAGUCUCUGCAAAAGACGAUGCACGACUCUUAUGUGGCACAAGACCAUAUUCUUCUCGCCUUGAUCAAAUCAUCAUCCAUUGCUCCCGUCCUGAAGGAGGCCGGUCUCACAGAAGCAACUCUUAAGACGGCCAUCGAGGGCGUUAGGGGCAACCGCCGCGUCGACAGCCGAAACGCCGAACAAGGCUUCGACGCGCUCAACAAGUACGCCGUUGAUUUGACCGCAUUGGCUGAAGAGGGCAAGAUCGAUCCUGUCAUCGGACGCGAUAACGAGAUCCGUCGAGCUAUUCGCAUCCUCUGCCGCAGGACCAAGAACAAUCCCGUACUCAUCGGCGAGCCUGGUGUCGGUAAGACCGCCGUCGUCGAGGGUCUAGCGCAGCGGAUCGUGAACCGUGACGUUCCCGCCUCGCUCAUCGCACGCCUCUACUCGCUCGACAUGGGAGCACUCAUGGCCGGUGCGAAGUACAAAGGAGAGUACGAGGAGCGUAUUAAGUCUGUCCUUAACGAGGUUGAGAAGGCGACUGAGAACGACGGCCCCGGCAUCAUCCUCUUCAUCGACGAGCUCCACCUCAUCAUGGCCGGACGUGGAUCGGAGGGCGGCGGCAUGGACGCCGCCAACCUCUUCAAGCCCCUCCUCGCACGUGGAAAGCUCCGCUGCAUCGGCGCGACCACACUGGCGGAGUACCGCAAGUACAUCGAGACUGAUUCCGCUCUCGAGCGCCGUUUCGCCCAGGUCAUCGUCAACGAGCCCUCCGUUCCCGAGACGAUCAGCAUCCUUCGUGGAAUCCGUGAGAAGUACGAAGUUCAUCACGGUGUGCGCAUUCUUGAUGGCGCUCUCAUCUCGGCCGCGCAACUCGCACAUCGCUACCUCACCUCGCGUCGUCUUCCCGACUCAGCCAUUGACUUGGUUGACGAGGCGUGCGCAAGUGUCCGCGUUACUCGUGAAACUGCACCUGAAGCAAUCGAUCAGCUCCAGCGUCGCAAACUGGAGUUGGAAGUCGAGAUUCAUGCCCUCGAGCGUGAGAAGGACGACGCUUCCAAGGAACGCCUGGUCACCGCCCGUAAGGCCAUCUCUGAACUCGAUGAGCAGCUCGGUCCCAUGGUGGCUGCUUUCGAGGCUGAGAAGUCUCGGGGCGAUGAGAUCACAAACGUUCGCCGCCGCCUCGACGAAUUGAAGGCUAAGGCCGACGACGCCGAGCGACGGUACGACAUCGCAACUGUCACCGACUUGCGCUACUACGCCAUUCCUGAGCUGCAGACACGUCUUGAUCAGCUUACCGCCAAGAAGGCUGAAGAGGACGCUGCCAACGGAGGCGGCGGGGAUAUCGUGACUCCCGACCAAAUCGCCGAGAUUGUCUCACGCUGGACUUCCAUCCCUGUCACCCGACUUCUUUCAACCGAGAGGGAGAAGCUGUUGCGCAUGGAGAAGAUUCUGGCGGAGAACGUCGUCGGUCAACCCGAGGCCGUGAAGGAAGUUGCGAACGCUGUUCGCCUCUCCCGUAGCGGUCUCCGCAACGCCAACCGCCCCAUCGCCAGCUUCUUGUUCGCGGGUCCUUCUGGCACAGGGAAGACGCUCAUGGCCAAAACGCUCGCGCAACUUCUCUUCGACUCGCCUGAGGCCAUGAUCCGCGUCGACGCCUCCGAGUACUCCGAGCGCCACAGCAUCAGCAGGCUCAUCGGCGCUCCUCCCGGCUAUGUUGGGUACGAUUCCGGAGGUCAGCUUACCGAGUACAUCCGUCGCAAGCCUUACUCGAUUGUUCUCGUUGACGAGGUUGAGAAGGCUUGCCGCGAGUUUGUGACCUUGUUCCUGCAAGUCCUCGACGAUGGCCGCCUUACGGAUGGCCAAGGCCGUGUGGUCGACUUCCGCAAUACCGUGAUCAUCAUGACGAGUAACCUCGGUGCCGCAUUCCUCAACGACAUGCCAGAUGGUCCCGUCAACAAAGCGACCCGUGAGUUGGUUAUGGGUGCCAUCACCGGACACUUCCCGCCCGAGUUCGUCAACCGAGUCGACUCCAUCGUCGUGUACCGCCCCCUCUCGCGCCGCAACAUCAUGAAGAUCAUCGAUCUCCGUCUCAAAGAGGUUCAGGAGCGGCUCGAAGACCGGAAGAUUACACUCGAGCUCAACGACGAGGCAAAGAAUUACCUCGUCUCUAUGGGCUACUCUCCGCAAUACGGCGCUCGCCCGCUCAACCGCGCCAUUCAGUCAGAGUUGCUCAAUCCCUUGUCGGUCAUGCUCCUCGCAGACCGCGUGCGCGACGGUGAGACGGUUCGCAUCGGCUUCGAUGGUCCUCGCAACCGCCUUGUCAUCUAUCCAAACCACGAAGGCCAGCAGGUUGAGGAUAUGGACAUCGAUGGUUAUGAUGACCUUGACGACGACUUGCAGAUCGAGGAGAUGGACUAG